Molecule: messenger RNA, 1341 nt
Organism: Strongylocentrotus purpuratus (purple sea urchin)
Lineage: Eukaryota; Metazoa; Echinodermata; Echinoidea; Camarodonta; Strongylocentrotidae
Exons: 3
Coding region: 243-983 (246 amino acids)
Source: RefSeq, a predicted model, not a curated record
GGUCCUUAGGGGAAUCAAUCCCGUCUAUAAGAUGGAGUCAAGAUAGCACAUCCGAAGGAUCUAGGGUGGAUCCAAGAGAAGUUGAUCGAAACGAUCAGGGUACGAUUUGCAGUGCUAAAGCUGAGGAUAACAAGACAAAACGGUCGGCUAAUAAAAGGAAGCCUUCAUCUGAACAGGCUAAGCGACCAUGUCUACCGAAGAAAAACACAUCCGGUGGUUCUCACCAGAAACCUACAGCUAGCAUGGAUGAAAGGAACCUAAAUCAACCGAGUGAAGCAUCUUUCAUAGGGGAGCGAAGGCCAGGCACAACUAUCGCAGCGGCAGCGGCAAACACCCAAGGUACACCUGACCAGCAGUCAAUGGCUGCUGGAAGAAAUGUCACAUCUGCACCUCAAGGGUCACACGCAACUUCAUCGCCUCGACGUAUCUCAAUCUCAGUCUGUUCUUCCGCCUACGAGCGCAACGUCAAAGGGUUCGUGUCCAAGCUUACCGAGUUGCAAACCAGACAGCCUCAUUUGAUCGCCGACGUCCGUUUCCGUAGCCUACCGUACAACGACAUUGAUUCAUUCAAGUUUCCGUCAAGCGACCCCGUUGAUGUGAUGGUCCUCUGCCAUUCAGUCCAAAAUCGAGGGUUUUCAAUCACCAAUGUACUGAAUGCUCUCUACGAAAAACAUCUGCAAUAUUGCCAUGAUGUGAUUGGAAAGAAGAAGCUGGCCGUGAUUGUCCAUGAUUUUAGCGACUGCAAACCUGAGACUCUUGAAGUCAGGAUGGAAUCGUUCAAGAGGUCACAACCUUUGACAUUUGAGCUCGUUGAAACCGUGAUCGUAUGCGGUAGCCUGGAGAAACCAGGCAAAAUAGAAAUGAGAGAUGAAGAUAUGACACGACUUACGACCUUCUUCGCACAAGCGAGAUAUGAACAGAGAGAGAACUAUGCCGUCAAGCAAUCAUUUUAUAAGAAAAGCUUCCUAGGAAGAUUAUGGUAAUAACCAGCAGAACCCACAAAUCAAAAGACGGAAGGAGGAGAGGAAUUAUAAGAAUGAAGAAAUAGCUCAACUCACAACAAAUUAUGUCUUUAGAUUACUGAACGAAAAGCGAUUCGGGUUAUCUUCAAAUAUGCCUACAUGUUUACAUGUGGGCGAAACAUGUUGGUCCAGUGGUCUGGUCUCUGGUCUGCCUACAAGAGGUCCCAUAUACGAAACAUACAUGUCCAAAUGGUAAAAGGUCAUUACCGGCGUGGACGCGGAAAUGGAUAAUAUCUCGCAUGUUAUAUACCCCCCCCCCACACACACACACAAAUGAACAUAUCAUUAAUGUCUACCCACUCACCACUCACAAAAUUUC